AUGUUAUGCGGUCGAAUCACUUCAUUCAGCAGGAUAUCUUCUGUAAUUCAAGCGUCCAACGCUCGCAUUCAUUUGACUUCUAUUACAAAUUCCAUAGGACGAUAUGCUAAGCUACAGAAGAAAAAGGACCCACUGGCGGCUUAUCCGCCAGAAUUUCGGGCGAAACUUCGCGAAUGGCCGAGGUUGUUGCAAGCUGAAAUCGAUGAGAGCGUUGCGCAUUUGAAAGAACUUCGAGAGCAGACUGAUCUCCGCGAUCUGGAACAUAGAGGUCUAUUAAUAGCUAGCUUACGAUUAGUCUCAGAUGAUUUGCAUCCCAUCACUGGAAGAACAGUGGUUGUAAGGAGAACCGUGCCUGGCAACUCACUCGAUCGCUCAAAGAUUUUUCGUGCAGGGGCCCCAUUGACCUUGCGUGAUGCGAAAUCUCUCAGAGAGAUAGCUGAAUGUGUUAUGUUAUCUUCGACUCGAAAGGAAAUUACGGUCAAAAUUCGCCCAUCAAGCAGUUCCAGAUCCCUCAAUGGGGAUACUGAUUACGUCAUCACUUUGUCACAAUCUAGUGGAGCUUUGCAUGCUGUUCAGGACUUUUUCUUAGAAAACAAAGUGGUCGACACACCCGGAAUAGAUUUGCUAGGGUAUGCGUUCCGCGCAAAAAAUAUGCCAUCCAUUCACAAUGAUCGUAUGCUUCCCAAUCUCCCUGAAGAGUUAAACGAUAGCCAAAGGCGAGCUGUCAGUGCUGCCCUCAACAAAAGGCGCCCAUUUGUG
Messenger RNA from Strongylus vulgaris, 759 nucleotides. The record is from the annotation of a GenBank genome assembly. NCBI's taxonomy places the organism in Eukaryota, Metazoa, Nematoda, Chromadorea, Rhabditida, Strongylidae.